AUGACGGACCAAUUACUAGCACCACCGACGCAUCUAUCGCCGACUGAGUCUUUGCGACUGUCGCAGCUGGCCCCGAGAUGGCUUCGUAGCCAAGCACCCAGCAACCUCCCCUACCCACUCUCCCUCCUCACAACGUCCGAGUCCGCCGAACAAUGGCAAGCCAACGAGAACCUGAUGGUCGCCUGCUUGCGAACUGGCGACGACGAAACCGCUUCUAUCUGUCUGGAUAAAUUGUCUCAGCGCUUUGGACCGGACAACGAGCGCGUACAGGCAUUACAUGGACUGUACGAGGAAGCCACCGCAACGGACGACCAAGCACUGCUACAGGUGUUGAAGAGCUAUGACGCGAUACUAGAGGAGAAGCCGGCGAACGUGCCGGUCAUGAAGAGGAAGGUCGCAUUGUUGAGGNNGGGGUUGGGCAGGCUGGACGAAGCGACAAAGACAUUGACUAAACUGCUGGAUAGCUCGCCCAUUGACGCCGAAGCGUGGGCCGAGUUGGCCGAGUUAUACUUCUCGCAGAGCAUGCAUUCGCAGGCUGUCUUCUGCUUAGAGGAAGUUUUGCUCAUUAUGCCGAAUGCUUGGAACUACCAUAGNAUCCACGCUCGUCUUGGUGAGACACUCUUUGUGUCCGCUAAUGCUGCUGAGGAUGCUAGCGGCAGGCUCAAGCUUCUUGCAGACGCACAACGCAGCUUCUGCCGUAGCAUUGAAUUGUGCGAUGACUACCUCCGUGGCUACUACGGUCUCAAGNNCUUCGGCAAACCUCCGAAAGCACAAUCUUCAGAUGCAACAGUCGGCGACCUACCGCCCCCUUCAGUAACCUCUGUCGAAAAGCUGCGCGAACUCUCGACCAGGAAGCUUUCGGAAAUCGUCAGACGUAGUAUGAGUGGUGAGCGAGGCUGGGAUGGAUACGACCAAGCCGAACUCAUCGCUGCGAGAGAACUUCUGGACAGAGACACCCAAUCUGUGCAGCGAUGA
Aureobasidium musti is the source of this 975-nucleotide messenger RNA. The record is from the annotation of a GenBank genome assembly. NCBI's taxonomy places the organism in Eukaryota, Fungi, Ascomycota, Dothideomycetes, Dothideales, Saccotheciaceae.